Molecule: messenger RNA, 2517 nt
Organism: Candida dubliniensis CD36
Lineage: Eukaryota; Fungi; Ascomycota; Pichiomycetes; Serinales; Debaryomycetaceae
Gene: SEC12
Product: Sec12p
Exons: 1
Coding region: 1-2517 (838 amino acids)
Biological process (GO): protein secretion
Cellular component (GO): endoplasmic reticulum membrane
Molecular function (GO): protein binding; guanyl-nucleotide exchange factor activity; GTPase activator activity
Source: RefSeq, a predicted model, not a curated record
AUGGCACCCAAAGACUCUGCUAGUAUUGAUGUUGGAUAUCCCAUCAUGGGAAUCAAGUUCCUCAACAACAAGACUAUUCUUGUUGCUGGUGGUGGAGGAGAAGGAAACAAUGGGAUUCCUAAUAAGAUCACCGCAAUCAAAUCCAGCUUCAAGGUUAAAGAUCCCAAUAGAAAAUUGCAACGGUUUAGAGAAAUCACCUUGCCUUCAAACGAAGAUUCGCCACAAUGUAUAGACACCGCCAAAUUGGUUGGCGAAAACAAGUUCAAUGUGAUUCUAGGCUGUAACCAAAGUUCACAGUUGAUCAAGUCUAUGAACAUUAACAAUAAUAUCAGAAAGUACGAAUACACCAAUGAAGAACAUUUGCGAUUUAUAGAUGCCGCCCAAUUCGAAGCAGAAAUUAAUGGAGACGCAGAUGACUACCCAAAGAUUGUGAGAUUGGCACAAAGUAAUAAUGUGGGUUGUUUCAUGACUUCGAGUGUUCCGUCUUCAAUUUAUAUUUUCAAUCCUGAAAGUUUGGAGUUGAACUAUAAGUUUAUACCUGACAAGAAUAUUGAAAUAAAAGAUUUUGUGUUGAGUCCAAAUGAUGGGAAUUCGUUGUGUUACAUUACAUCAAAUUCGAUUAAUGUUGUUGCAACAAAUAACACUAGUAAUGUUGUGUUGUCGUCCAUUUCAAUACCAAAUUUGGAUAAACAGUUAAAGGGAUAUAUGUUGUCCAAAGUUAGAUAUAUCAAUAGUGAUGAAUUGUUACUUGCGGCAACAUUAGCUGGUAAAAAAGGUGCAGUCUUGUUGAGACUAAGUAUUCCAAAUAAAAAAAUCAUCCAAACACAAGCAAUUUCGAAUAAAGGAGUAAUUGUGUCGAUGGAUGUUUCUCCCACCAAAGUAGCUGUAGCUACUAACGACUUGGCAUUAACAUUGAUCAAUUUGUCAAACUUGAAAGUGUUGAAAACUUUCAAAAACUUGCAUUCUUGGGCCAUCACAAGUGUGAGCUUCUCACCUUCUGGUGACAAAGUGGCUAGUGCCCUGGCAAGUGGGACUUUAGUUGUUUCUAAGAUUUCCUCGACUGGUACGUCAGGUGGUUCUGGGUGGUUUUUGCUGGUCUUCCUUGCUUUAAUUUUUGGCAUUGUUGCUAUUAUUGCAGCUGUGUUCCCUGAAUUAGUUACCCAGUUGACUGGUGAAUCAUCAUUGAUGGAUUAUGCAUCUUUUGAUUUUGCUGGUCCAGUUUCUAUAUUGGCUGAAAAGUAUUCAUCUAUUGUUUCCCAAUUCUUGGAAACUAAAUCCACUGAAUAUUCAAGUGUUGAAUCGCAAACAUUGGACAGUACACCAAGUGUUGAAAUUCCAACCACUGAGUCUACAUUUUUGCAGUCUGUCAAUCAUCAGGAUCCAGUCAUUGAUUCCUCGGAGGCUGAAUUUGCAGUUGUGGAAACUACCGUUAUUGAGGUCGUUGUUGAGGAGACUUUGCCUGUGGAGAGUUCUUCUGUUGAAACAUCCAUUAUUACAUCUGAGGUUACAGAAGCUCAUAUUGAACAGUCAUCAUCUGUCGAAGAAUUGCAUGUUUCAUCAACUGUUAUCGAAUCAGAUGUUGUGUCUUCGAUAGAAACGUCUUCUUCUUCUGUUGAAUCUUCAGAGAAAAUACCUGUUAUUGAAUCUUCAGUAGAACCAUCUUCUGCUGUUGAAUCUUUUGCAGUAGAACCUCCUGUUGUUGAAGAAUCAUUUUCUGUGCAAUCACAAUACCUGAAAUCAACUACUGAGUCUCAAAUUGUUCAAUCAUCUGUUAUUGAAUCUGUUGAGGAAGAGUCCCCAGUUACAGGAUCCACAAUUAAAGAAUCGCAAUCUGUCGUACCACCUGUUGUUGAAUCUUCCCUAAGUGAAACAUCAUCUGUUGAAUCCUAUCCUUCGGAGUCCACAAGUGUGGAGUCCUCACCUACCGAAUCUUCCUUUUUAGAAUCUUCAUCUGUGAAAGUUCCAUCUGUUGAAUCUUUGUUUGAAUCAUCAUCAUUUAUUGAAUCCAUAUCUGUUGAAUCUCCAUCUUCUCAAUCUUCCACUGUUGAAUCUCCAUCCUCUGAGUCUUUGUCUAUUAAAGUUUCAUCUGUUGGGUCUCCGUCCCCUGAUGUUCCUACUAUUGAAUCAGCUAUACUCGAGUCUCUGUCUGCUGAAACCCCAUCUGCUGAAACCCCAUCUGCUGAAACUUCAUCUACUGAAACUCCAUCUACUGAAUCAUCUUCUGUUGAAACAUUGUCCGUUGAAAGUUUGCCUACUGAAUCAUUAUCCGUUGAAACUCCAACUGUUGACUCACCUAGUCUGCAAUCUUUGUCUGUUGAGACUCCAUCUAUAGAAGUCUCAUCUGUAGAAUCUCCAUCUGUUGAAUCCCAUGUUACUGAAUCUUUGUCUAGUCAAAGUUCGACUAUUGAAUCAGACACUGUUCCUCCACCAAUUACGUCCUCGACUAGCAAGAAAUCAAGAGUAAAGAGAACAAUUACCAAAAAAGUUACUAGAACUAUUAAAAAAGAUGAAUUGUAA